AUGUUUCUGACCCACCAAUCAUCAAUGAUUCUCUCCUCGAAGAAGAGACAACCCAUCCUCCUCUCAUUGUGUGCUCUCCUGUCGCUCUUUCUCAUAGCAUCUUCAGUCUCUAAUGCUCAAACUUGUCGAACCAAUCUCAUCACAAACACUUUCACACCUUCCUUACUCAAUGUUGAUUAUUGUCCAAUCGGUUGGAUCAACACUGGAACUAAAUGUGAAAGAUUUGCUGAUGUAUGGAAAGCAAGAUUAGGAUCUGGUUGUUCUACCUCCUUGGAUUGUAAAUUCUCUUCUCUUUCUUGCAUCAAUAACAUUUGUAGUCCAUUAAAUCGAAUGGAAGGAGAUACUUGUACUCAAGACUCUCAAUGUGUACAAAAUGUCAAUGCCAAAUAUGGUACUACUUGUUUCAAUGGACGUUGUCAACCUGUGACUCUUUCCAAGACUGCAAAAGUUGGUGAAACUUGUAAUGUCAAGAAUGCUGCUGACAAUACCAUCUCUGAUUGUGCUGAAGGAUAUUGUGCUUUGGCAAGUUUUUUCAAUUCCAUCUUGCCAGGACUUGUCACUUCCAAGUGUGUGAAAACGUCAGAAGCCAAGAAGGGUGAAACUUGUGGUUUCAAAUACACACCCGUUCCUCCUGCAGUGACAGAUUAUAUCACCUGUGAAUCAGGUACUACUUGUUCAUUGGUGAUUGGAGGUACUUGUAUUCCUGUCAUUCAAGAAGGACAAGCAUGUUCCUUGACAGAUUCCUCACAACGAUGCCAAACCAAUACUUACUGUCGAAGAAAAGUUGCAGGUGCUUCCACGACCUGUGAAUACUUGGCACCAAUUGGUCAAUACUGUGAUACUGUUCUUGAUUGUGCAUUUGUAAAUUCAGGAAUGAUUUCAUGUGAAAACAACAAGUGUGUUCGAAAAGCAUCGAGACCAAACGGACAAGGAUGUACCUCCAAUGAUCAAUGUUAUAGCAGAUAUUGCGAUUCAACAACUUCUAAAUGUGCAGCCUAUGCAGGUAGAGAAACAUGUUCUACUUCUGCCAGUUGUACCACUGCCAUUUCACAAGGAUGUGGUUGUGCAGGAAAGGAAACAGAUAGCAAUCUUGGAAAGUGUGUGGCAUCUUGUGAGGGACAACUUUUAGAUUUGAGAGCUUGUCUCUAUAAUUUGGGAAUGUAUUACUAUGAAAGUAUUACUCCAUCACAAUCGUUGGGAUAUACUCAAUACAGUGAUGAGACUUCUACUGCUUUCAGAUCAUGUCGAUAUUAUUAUGAUCGAUUUUAUGGAUGUAUGAAACAAACUUGGAAUGAUGCAGGAAUUUCAACUUCUGAUUCAUCCAUGCCUGGUGUUGGAUUGGGAAGUGGUGUGAAUGAUGGGAAUUCUCUUCUACUUCCUGAGAGAAAUGGAAGUGAGAGUUUGAUGCGUGGAAUGAAUCAAUCGAUGAUGAUGAUGGUUGUCGUAAUCGUCGUGAUCAUGGUAGUGAUUCUUUCUUUGUAUUAA
This is a messenger RNA of Naegleria fowleri, 1485 nucleotides long. RefSeq lists its product as uncharacterized. The coding region runs from base 1 to 1485 and encodes 494 amino acids. The transcript has a single exon. The record is from RefSeq and is a predicted model, not a curated record. Lineage: Eukaryota; Heterolobosea; Eutetramitea; Acrasida; Naegleriidae.